Molecule: messenger RNA, 433 nt
Organism: Prorocentrum cordatum
Lineage: Eukaryota; Dinophyceae; Prorocentrales; Prorocentraceae
Source: the annotation of a GenBank genome assembly
ACCUCGCCCACCCUGCGGCUCAUCCACUACGACCGGCCCACGGAGAGCCGCGGGCCCCGCGACCACCGCCGGGCGCCGGGGCGGCCGCCCGCGGCGGGCACCCCGGUGCGCCUCGUGGGGCUCCCCGAGGACGCGGCCCUGAACGGCGCCAAGGCCGCGGUGCGGUCCUCGGCCGGCGGCGCCGUGGAGGUGGAGGUGGAUGCCGAGACGACCCCGCGGGCAGUGGUCGCCGCGAGGGGGGGAUCCAGGAGGCUCAGAGUGCAGCUGUCCAGCCUGCGGGUCCUAGACCAGGACGCGCCCGGCAUGUACCCCGCGCACGCGGACUCGUCCCUCGUCACGGUGGCGCCACGGAGCACCGCCGCGGGCCUGGAGGCGAAGGACUUGCGCACGGGCGAGUGGUUCCGCGUGGAGGAGCGGAUGCGGGACGACGAAU